UUUAUUUUCACCCUUACACUCCUUAUUAUUUAUAUUUUUAAUUAAAUUUAAAAAAUAAUUUAAUUUAUCUUUUCACACCGGUUCAUCGAUGACUCGUGGACAUGGUGAACCUAAAAGGAGAAAAUUGAAAUUUCUUCCUCUAAAUAAAAACUUUCAGGCAUAAAUACUCUGACCAACUACUACUUCUUCCACCUUCAUCAAUGGCGGUUUCUCCGACCAUUUUCCCUCAACGACGACGUCGUCCAUCUCCCACCUCAUUUCUCUCUCCUCAAUUUUCCACCAUUGAUCUUCUUCGCUCUUUAUACUUAAUAUCCUCUGAUAUCUCUUCUUUGGAUCCUCCUCGAUUUCUGUUCAAGCGAAACUCGUCAUCUAUAAUCCGGAAAUGUUCUAUACUUUCAAUGAUUUUUGAAGAUGUUCUUCGUCAAGUGAAUGAUUUGAGGUUUCUAUCUCCUUCUUCACUCCUUUGUUUUGAAGAAAUGUUUAUUAUACUUCAACGAAUCCGAACUUUGAUUGAAGAUUGCUCUAAUGAUGGAAGCAAGUUGUGGCUUUUGAUGCAAAUUGAACCGAUUUCAGGUACUUUUCACGAGUUGACUUUAGAUUUAUGGACUUUGCUUGAAAUUCUUCCUGAAAAGGAGCUUAAUUUGAGCGAAGAUGUUGAUGAACUGCGCAAUUUGGUGAUUAAACAGUGUCGCGAAGACAAAUCGUUUGUUGAUCCAAACGAAAAUUGGUUGCGAUGUGAGGUUUUAUCCAUGCUUGAUUCGAUUAAGAAGGAAAUUGUUCCCAAUCACUUGAGACUCGUUGAGUUGUUUUCGAAACUCGGGAUGAGUGACUCAGCGAGUUGCAGAGAUGAGAUCGAGUGGUUAGAAGAUGAAAUUCAAUGUCAAAACGAUGAGAAAUCAAAAUCCGAUGUUGUUUCGCUAAUCGGACUGGUGAAAUAUACGAAAUGCGUUCUUUAUGGCGCUUCUUCAAGUAAUUCAAGUUCAUUUUCCGACGAAAAUUAUCAAAUUCGCCGGAAUUAUUCGUCGGAUAUGAAUAUUCCGGCGGAUUUCCGGUGUCCAAUUACUCUUGAUUUGAUGUCUGAUCCUGUUGUCGUGGCAACAGGACAGACGUACGAUCGAACCUCGAUCGUGCUGUGGAUUGAAUCAGGUCAUAACACCUGUCCUAAGACAGGUCAAACCCUAGCCCACACCAACUUGAUAUCAAAUAGAGCGUUGAAGAGCUUGAUUGCUAUGUGGUGUAGGGAGCAUAGAAUUCCUUACACGGCGGCUGAAAAUAGUGAAGGGAUAAACGGUGUCCUUUUGAAUAAGGCGGCGUUUGAGGCGACAAAAAUGACGAUAUCGUUUCUUCUAGGGAAAUUAGGUUCAGGUUUGCUACCAGCUGUGAUGGUAAAUUGGGUUGUGUAUGAGCUUCGGGUGUUUGCCAAGACAGACUCGGAUAGUCGAGCUUGUAUAGGGGAAGCUGGGGCGAUUCCCUUAUUAGUACGAUAUUUAGGUUCAGAGUAUCCGAAGCUACAAAUCAAUGCCGUGACAACUAUUCUUAAUUUAUCGAUACUUGAGGCGAAUAAGGAUAGGAUUAUGGAGAUAGAUGGGGCGCUCAAUGGUGUUAUUGAAGUGUUACGAACGGGAGCUACUUGGGAAGCUAAGGCAAAUGCGGCUGCUACGAUUUUUAGUCUGUGUGGGGUUAGUGCGUAUAGGAAAAGGCUCGGCAAGAAGACACGAGUUAUAAAAGGAUUACUCGAGCUUGCAAGAGAAGGUCCCACAAGUUCUUCGCGGGAUGCCUUAGUGGCAAUAUUGGCCUUAGCCGGUGAUAGAGAUACCGCAGGAAGGCUUGUCGAAGGUGGGGUCGUGGACAUGGUAAAGGAUGUUAUGGGCAAUCUACCCGAAGAAGCAGUAACUAUAUUAGAAACCGUAGUGAAAAAGGGUGGAUAUGUUGCAAUUGUUGCGGCUAGCCAUUUAAUCGGAAGACUAGUGGCCACUUUAAGAAAUGGGACCGAUAGAACAAAGGAGAGCGCAAUUGCUACCCUUGUAAUUAUUUGUCGUAAAGGAGGAGGAGACUUUGUGGCCGAACUAGCUAGGAUCACGACCAUCGAGAUGGUUAUAUGGGAGUUAAUGGGCACAGGCACUGCGAGGACUAAGAGGAAAGCUGCCUCACUUAUGCGAAUACUCCGAAGAUGGGCAGCUGGUUUGGAAGGAGAUAUAUUGGAAGAAUUCUCUAUGACGGUAGCAUUACAAUAAAAUUAUCACAUUGUCAAUUUACCUCAUGAAUUGUACAAAAAAAACUAAGGUAAUGUAUCAAAAUUCUUUCCUUUUUCCUUUUUAGUUCCCUUUGAAUUUGGAGUUCAAUGUACAUGCCUAUAUAGUUUCAAUUGUUUUCUUUGAUAAUUUUAUACACAAACCUUGUCAAUAGCUAUUUUUUUGAGUGUAUCAAUAAAACAUAGAAUCCUUGUCACAAUUCACAGUAAAGUUGUAGUGAUGUACCAGUAAUUUAAAAUUGGAAAUAAUUUAAUGUAUAUAUGGGUUUGAUUUAUUCGAUUUAUCCCUUUUAUGGGUCUAUUUUGA
Molecule: messenger RNA, 2558 nt
Organism: Amaranthus tricolor (Joseph's coat)
Lineage: Eukaryota; Viridiplantae; Streptophyta; Magnoliopsida; Caryophyllales; Amaranthaceae
Product: U-box domain-containing protein 16
Exons: 1
Coding region: 201-2234 (677 amino acids)
Biological process (GO): protein ubiquitination
Cellular component (GO): cytoplasm; nucleus
Molecular function (GO): protein binding; ubiquitin-protein transferase activity
Source: RefSeq, a predicted model, not a curated record